This is a messenger RNA of Cadophora gregata, 960 nucleotides long. RefSeq names its product cytochrome c1 (gene CYT1). Gene Ontology annotation, biological process: mitochondrial electron transport, ubiquinol to cytochrome c. NCBI's taxonomy places the organism in Eukaryota, Fungi, Ascomycota, Leotiomycetes, Helotiales, Ploettnerulaceae. The transcript is spliced from 4 exons. The coding region runs from base 1 to 960 and encodes 319 amino acids. The record is from RefSeq and is a predicted model, not a curated record. Gene Ontology annotation, molecular function: heme binding; electron transfer activity.
AUGUUGGCCAGAUCAACCUUGCGCUCGACGCGCGCGGUCGGCGCUGUUCGGAAUGGGGCAAUGAACACAUCGAAGCGUGCCGCCUCUUCCUCGAGUUCGACCGCCGAUUCUCCUUUCCGAUUGAACGUGGCUGGAUCAGUUGCUACUGCUGUUGCUGCUGGAUCGGUUGCUUGGUACUAUCAUCUAUAUGGCACAGAGCUGCAUGCUAUGACACCAGCUGAAGAAGGUCUUCAUGCCACCAAAUACCCAUGGGUACAUGCUGGGUGGACCAAGACCUUCGACCAUCAAGCCCUCCGCCGUGGAUUCCAAGUCUACCAAGAAGUCUGCUCAUCCUGCCACUCCCUCAGCCGAAUUCCCUACAGAUCUUUGGUCGGAGUCACCCACACCGUCGAUGAGGCCAAGGCAAUGGCAGAGGAGAAUGAGUACGAUGACGAGCCCAAUGACGAGGGCGAAAUCCCAAAGCGACCUGGAAAGCUUUCCGAUUAUCUCCCAAGCCCCUACAAGAACGACGAAGCUGCGCGUGCUGCGAACAACGGUGCUCUUCCUCCGGAUUUGAGCUUGAUGGUCAAGGCCCGCCACGGUGGAUGUGAUUACAUUUUCAGCUUGUUGACUGGUUACCCCGAGGAGCCUCCUGCGGGAGUCAAGGUUCCAGACGGACUCAACUUCAACCCCUACUUCCCCGGUACUGGUAUUGCCAUGGCUCGAGUUCUUUACAACGAGCUCGUCGAAUACGAGGAUGGAACCCCAGCUUCAACAUCACAAAUGGCAAAGGAUGUCACGGAGUUUUUGAACUGGGCCGCAGAGCCAGAGAUGGACCAGAGAAAGAAGAUGGGCUUGAAGGUCUUGGCUAUUUCUUCGGUUUUGUUUGCAUUGAGCGUCUGGGUUAAGAGAUACAAGUGGGUCACAAUCAAGACGAGAAAGAUUGCCUACGACCCACCUAAGAUGGGCGGCCGUCACUAA